UGUGAAAUGUGCCCUGAAGACGGUAGAGGAGCCGUAUCAUCCCAGGAUCAUGAUUUGAAUGCGUUAAUCUCGUCGGCCGAGUGGCUUAGGUGGUAUGGGCUGAAGCAAAGUAAACUCAGACUGUCUCAGAUCUUGGCAAACAUCAGCUUUAAGCACACCGAAGAGUAUGUACACUCCUUGAGGAAGAUUGUUUCCUCUCAGUAUGCAUGUGGAAUGUUUCCACAGUUCACCAUCCAUGGUGCAUUCUACAAUUUGACAGCAUCUCAACACGAGUUGAAGGAAAUCUGCACAAUACUUGAGAACAAAGCUGAACUCUAUCAGCAGAGACUGGCCUGGCUGACAACAGACAGCAGGCAGCUCUUUGGUGCUGAAGCUGUUUACCUGUUUGCUAUUGGGGAUUUUGGGGAUGACAUCACAAACAUUCUCAGUAAGAGACCAGUUGGCAAUGUUUGCCCUGUGCACACAGUAUCAUUCAAUGCCAAGUUAGAGAAAACUAUCUUGGCCUUAAAGCAGUUGUCCUUUGUGACUGCUGGAAGGUUUCAUGCAUUCGCGGAGAUUUCUGUAUUUGUGGACGAAUUACGUGACUCAUCACAGAACAAAGCAGAGUGUGAGGUUCCAGAGUUUCCUACGAAGCUCGUCGGAGGAAUGCCGCCAGGUUGUGGUGUGAGAGAGGAUGUCUAUCUGGUCUGGGCGGAGAAAGCAGAGGCCCUUCAAACAAGAGAUCAAAUCCAAGCCAUGCUGACAGAACUCAACACUGCAAACAAUGAACUAGGCAGGCUGUGCAUGCCCUGUCAUACACUACAUUUCUCCUGUAUUAUGUAUAUAAUGAUUGCUUUCACAGAACCAGACUUGUGGUAUAGCUGUUCCUCAGACGCCUGUCUAGACUCCAAACAGUGGCUUGAACAGUUUGGAUUAAAGGCACAGAGGCUGACUAUCUACGAUGCUCUAGCCAGUUGUGCAUUUUAUCACUCUGAUGGCAUUGUUGACAUUAAAUCCAUGCCAGCGGAUGAAAAUCUCCAGUCUGAUGCGGAGACAUGUAAAAAACUGAUCAAUGCAAAGUACUGCAGUGGAUUUGUGCACAUGCGCUGGAAGGAUGGGUCUGUGGUUCACGUCUAUGUCACUGCGGAGAAGUGUAGACGGUAUGAGGAGGAGAUGCUCAAAGCCAUUGAAGCCAUGAGGAGGAGGAUUAAUUGGCUGACGGAAGGAAGCAGAGGACUGUUUGGCAACAUCCCAGAGCAGCGAGUCUACCUCCUCCUCGAUACCUCCGAGUCCAUGCGGCGCCAUCUGCCCUGGCUAAAGGAGAACAUCUCCAAGCUCCUAGAGGAGCAGCUUUGCCAGAAGCAGAGAGUAAACAUGUUGGGCUUUGGCACUCAUGUGGUGCCGUGGAGGGACACGCUAACCCAGCUCAGCUCUCCGGCCCUGAUCAGCGCACGCCAUUGGCUAGACAAGCUGCAGGCAGGAGGCUCUACCAACACACUGGGCGCACUGUCUCUUGCCUUGGCAGCUGAAGACACUGAGGCUGUGUACCUGCUGACGGAUGGCAGGCCUGAUCAGCCUGCCAAAGACAUCUUAGAGGAGGUGAGAAGGGGGCCUCCUGUGCCAGUUCACACCAUCUCCUUCAACUGUGACGACCAGGAGGCAAACCGCUUCCUGCAGGAGCUCUCCAUGGAAACGGGUGGAAGAUUCCUCCACUACUUCACAGACACACAGGAAGCUUCUGGUGCUCAGGGGCCCUGGGAGAAUGAAGACCACCAGCUUCUGAGGGCAGAGAUAGAGGAAGGAAGGAGAGACCUUGAGAGUGUCCGGAGACUUCGUGCAGAGUGCAUCCUGCUGGAUACUUUCCAUCAUGGCAAGAAGGAGACAAACCAAAAGGUCUCUCGAGGUCCAGAGCAGCAGUCUUGCCAAGGAAGUGAAAGAGAUCACCAGUUCAGCCAACGCAAGUCUCCAAAAUGUACAGCAGCAUCAGAUUCAGCAGCACAAACAAAAUCCAGCUUGCGUAGGCUCCUGGCCAGCGGGGGCAGUAUUGCCAACUCCAUACCCCAGGGGUGGUUGCUCCCGGAGUCCCUGGAACUGUUUCAGACAAACGCUGAUAAGCAGAUGCAAGUCCUUCACAAUCUCAGCCUGACAUCGGAUGAGAACAAGCAAAAAAAGAAGAGAAGAAAAGUAAAGCCUAAACAGUCUCUGGAGACCUCCACUGCUGAGUGGCUGAAGGCCAACAGUCUGGCUGCUAAGAAGUUGACUCUGUUAGAUGCUGUAGCUCCCGCCGCCAUAGCUCACAAUGCAACUUAUGUCCCCAUGCUGGAAAAACAUGUCUACUCCAAGGUCUUCAAUGAGGUACUUCACCUGGCCCAUAUCAGCAAAGGUGGCACACAACAGCUUACUCUGAUCAACCCUUUAGCUAUCAACUUGGAGGACUACAAAUCUAGACUGAGCAAGGCUCUGCAGGACUAUGAGAGUCGCCUGAACAUGAUUGCAUUGAGAGCCCUGCCACAGGAGGAAAAGGACAAAUUUGGCAAUGAGCCAGUGGGCUUCAUGGAGCGGCGUGAAGAGGUACUGGAGGUCCUGGAGAGCCUGGGCUGGCCUGUGGCCCAGGAGGAGCUGAGCGCCCUUGAGGAGCAGAUCCGUGCCGCCCGUGACUUUCUCCAGCAGGCCACAGAGCUCCAGAGCGUGUCCAGGAAGGCAGCCCAAGAUGCACAGGCAGCCAUCCACAGGAGCCACAAGGACACUCCACCCAAAAGCCAUCCAGAUGCCCCCAAGAGACCUGUGGAUUCUCUCAGGGGUCAGAAGGUCGUAGCUUGGUCAGAGGCCAAUGGAGCUUACUGCUAUGGCAUAGCCAGGAAGUGUGUGCCAGGGAAAAGAGUGAAAGUGGACUUUAUCAGCGGGACGUGCGAGGUGGUACCUCUCAGUCAAGUACUAACAGUGGGAGGGUCUGCACCUUGUCCUCCUUUAGCGGUGGCAGACUAUGUAUUGGUUGACAUUAGAAGAGAGGACCGAGGUGAACACUUUGUUCCAGGAGUUGUCAUAGCAACCCCUCGUCGCUUGGAGGCUGCUGACAGAUUUUACACCAUCCUAAAGUUCAACAACAAAGAGGUGCACACCUACCGGAAUAAGAUGAUCAAAAUCAGCCAGGCUAGGUACCAAGCCACGUGUGGCAGACUGGCACAGCUUCGUCUUGCAUGGAAGACAAAGUAAGACAUAUUUGUGGCCCUGCCGUGGCUGAUAUGGUAGGGCACUCGUCUACUGUGCGGCCGACCCAAGUUCGAUUCCUGGUCCGUGUCCUUUGCCAGCCCUUCCCCGUCUCUCUCUCCCAACUCGCUUCCUGUCUCUACUUCAUUGUCCUGUCUGAGACAAAAACAAUAAAGGCUUGUAAAGCCCCCAAAAUACUUAAAAAUAGA
Molecule: messenger RNA, 3395 nt
Organism: Engraulis encrasicolus (European anchovy)
Lineage: Eukaryota; Metazoa; Chordata; Actinopteri; Clupeiformes; Engraulidae
Product: von Willebrand factor A domain-containing protein 3B-like
Exons: 24
Coding region: 7-3192 (1061 amino acids)
Source: RefSeq, a predicted model, not a curated record